UCUCGGACCACUUUAGUGCAUCUGCGCAUGCGCAGAAGAUCGAUAGUACUGACGCUAUGUCGUGCAGACACUCCCUAAUGAUAACGAUAUUGCUCUCGAAAAAACUUUAACGUUUGAAUCGAUGGUGCUCUCCGCGUGCACAUCCUUCUCGAUUCUUGAAUCAAAUCGAUUCGGUAGAUGCAUCGAUCGCCCAGGCCCGUAGGCAAGUCUAAGCACCAUGCAUUGCUAGAUAGUACGAUCAGUGAGGUUAGCUUAGUGGAAGCACGUGUUUAACAGGGUUCGUUUUGUUCCACGGAUUGUAGACCUAUGUGUUUACGGAUUUAAUCAUGGGCGCAAUUCAAAGGAUACGACAACCAACUACAGGAAAAGGUAAGAGAUUCUUAAAAUCAAGAGCACCCAAAGCAGUUGAAAAUACUAAGAGAACUCUUUUUCUUCGUGGUCCCAAAUCCAGUCAAACUGUUGUGGAAUGUAUGAAAGAUUUUUGUCGUCUUAAGAAACCACACGGAACAUUUUUAAAUAGGAAAACCGAUUGGCGCCCGUUUGAGGAUGUGUCAAAACUUGAAUUUUUCUCUAAGAAAUAUGACUCUUCCUUGUUCAUGUUUGCAUCUCACAACAAGAAACGCCCCAACAAUUUGAUUAUAGGUAGAACAUAUGAUCAUCAACUUCUGGAUAUGAUAGAGCUAGGCGUUAAUAAUUUUAAGAACAUUGAAACCUUCAAAACUGAAAAAGUGUCUUAUGGAACCAAACCAUGUUUGUUAUUUUGUGGAGAUGAAUUUGAAUACAAUUUUGAGUACCAACGACUUAAAAGUUUACUUAUAGAUUUAUUUCAAUAUGAAGUAAUGGAGUAUGUACGAUUGCAAGGAAUACAGCACGUUAUUAUGUUCACUGCGACUAAGGAUACAAUAUAUAUGCGUAGUUACAGGAUCCUGUUUAAAAAGUCUGGUUCACGAACACCAAGAGUAGAACUGGAAGAGAUUGGCCCCUCGUUAGAUUUUAAUAUGCGGAGGACAAAGUUAGCUUCGGAGGAUUUGUAUAAAUUGGCUUGUAAGAAACCCAAAGAAUUGAAGGUCAAGAAAGUUAAGAAUAUUGAUACAAAUCCACUGGGAACAACACAUGGUCGUAUCCACAUUCCCAAACAGAACAUAAAUAAGUUGCAAACCAGGAAGAUGAAAGGUCUUAGAAAAACACCUGCCGAAAAAAGAGCAAAACGGAAAGACAAGGCAGAGAAGAGGACUCCCAAAUUGGGUGCAAAGAGGGCAGCUGCAGCCAAAAACACAUCUAGACCAGGAAAGAAAAGGAAGAUGAAUAAGAAAUAAUGUGUUUUGUAUUAUACAUAAUAUGAAUAAUUUAAUAUAAAAUAUCUCACAAGUUUAACAAUUGUACAUUUAGUUAAGACACCUUACUUCCCUUAUUAAUAAAACAGAUACAUUCAAUACUGAAAUGGUUAAUUUAUAUAUCAUAAACAGAUACAGAUGAUGAAAUCAUGAAUAUAGAUGUUGUCUCUUGAAAUUUCUAAUAUUGUACAUUUCAUUUUUUUUCUUUCUUCUUGUUUGUCCUCUGAACUGUUCAUUUGUUUCACACUGCUUUACCUCUUUUAAGUACAUACAAAAAUUUAGUAUUUGAACAUUCUUUGAAAUGUUUUUAAUGAAUGGUUUGAAUUAUCAAACAUCAUGUUUCUCAACAUGCAUCAUCAGUGUGAGUGGGGUUAGGCAAGCUAAAGAAAAGAAAUUUUAGCAUUAAGAUUCCUUCACAAUUAAAAUUUUAACAUUGAAACAAUGAACAUAAUACAAAUACAAAUCAUUAAAAUAAUCUUUAGAUAUUCUCAAUUUUGUAUUUAUUAGGAUUGAUGAAUUUGUGUUUGUAAACACAAUUACGAGGAAGUAAAACAAUUUUUUGUCAUUCAUACGGUACCAUAAAAAAGUGUUACAAAUACAAUUGGGUACGUUUGACCCAUGACAUAAAAUGCAUUAUUCUAUAAAAUAAGGUUCUUAUUCGACAUUUUAGUGAACAAAUUACCCAUAGAAAAUGCAAAGAAAAAACAAUUUUUUGCUGUAAUAUUGAACAUUUACAGUAUUGAAAAUAAUGAAUUAUAAUAUAAUUACCAGGUAAUUUUUCUCUAAAAAUUUGAAGUUGACCACAUAAGUAAUCAAAAUUAAACAAAAGAUACUACAAAUGUGACUUUUUGUUGUUUUUUUUGUUAGGUUUGACAUUUUAUUCCCGGGGCUACAGGGUAGGGGUUACCAAAUAAACAUAUAUUUUAUGUACUUAGAGAAGUCAAUUGAAAAUGUACAUCAAAUGUCACGUGGGUGGUAAACAAAUGUAAAUCACCAAAAAAGGCCUGGGGGAAUUAGAUUGUAUUCAUGGUACUAUAUGAGAGUUCAAAGAAAUUUUGUCCUUCCAAAGCUAAACAAUAGUGUUUUUUUAUACUAACACAAGAAUACGAACAAGAAAGUUUCAUGUUUGUAAGCUUGCAUAUUUGUUUAAUAAUUUCCAUUUUUGUUUAGACAAAUCAUUUCAGAAAUAGUGUAGCUGCAAAUUUCUCCGAAACUCUCUACUGUACUUUAAUAUGAAGAAAAGGACUAAAUGUUGUAUAAGAUCUCGGUAAUAAACAACACAUUCUAUAUUGUUGGUCAAGUUGGCUUUUUGUGAAAUGACAUAAUGCAAUUAAAUGCAAGAUUUUACCUCAAUAUGGUUGACUUUUGGACAGUAUCACACAUAUCAGAUUGUUAUUCGUUUGCAGCAUUUUAAUUUUUUUAACAAUUUGAUUCAAGUUUAUAGAAAUCUUUCAUGCUAACAUAUGAACAUUUACUGCCAAUUGUCAAGAAAACUUUUGAUAAAAAGACAUAAGAUGCCAAUCAUUCAAGUGCACUGUUGAUUUUGCGCAAAUCUAAUUUGAAAAUGGCCCUUAAUAAUUAUUGUGUGAAUUAGAUAAUACCAAAAUUACAAGCAAAGAAAAAUGGAUGUAUUAUACAGAACAUACUCCUUUCUUUAGAAAUAAUAAAAACAAUGUUCAAAUAUGAAUAAUGGUUUUGUGUACGAAAGUCUAUACAAUUAUGGAAUCAGAAAAGAUCAAAUCAGCCAAUGCUACCAUUAUUUAUUGACCAGACGUUGCAAUCACAGAGUGCACUAAUCCUGACUUUCUAUUGGAAGUGUGACCAAGUUUUUCUUGCAGUUGGUCAUUUUUUUAUUUACAUUUUAUAUCGGUCAUCAAGUUUUCCAAGAUUCUUUAAUUUUUCAUCUUGCAUUAUUUUGUUACAUCAUUUAAAUUUAAUUCAAUUAUGUGUUGUAAUAAUUAAACAAAUUUAAUUGCUUGUCUCUAGAGUGCAUAUACAGCUAACUAUGACAGGUACAAGUGACUAAGUUACAAAAGCUUACAUCUAAAGUUUAAAUAUAACAAGCUAUGAACAUAUGGAAGUACACAAUUCUGAGUAAGAGGGAAAAAUAAUUGGGUCAAGAAGUAUAGAUUCUUUUCUCUUGGAAUUUAGAUAAAUUGCCAUUUUUUAUACAAAUGGGAUAGUAAGAGCAUCAUAUUGUUGUUUUACAAAAACUGCUCUCCAAAAUUUUCUUUCGAACGUUUAGUGCUCCCCCUACGCACUGCAUAUCAGUGUCAGUCUUUUGGUCACAUCAAAGGAAGUAAACAUUCAUGGAGCAUAUCAUCGUUCAGGAUUGGGCAGCAGUAGCUUGUUGCUUGGUAAAUGCCCAAUGUGUGGAACCACACCUUAAUGCUUUGGCAUAAAAAUGUGUAAUAAGCAGCCAGCCACAAAGUCUAGUAAUCCACAAAACUAGGAGUCAAGAAUAUGACAAGUGGCAGAUAAUUUCACUGCUACAAAUACUACAUUCAUUUUCUCUGUCCUUUUCACUUUAUAUCCAUCUUUUUCUAACUAAAUAUGUACUAAUCAUUUUGAAAUUGAAUGAUGCAAAAACACUAUUUUCCAAGCUUCUCUUUACCCAAAAAGGAACUCAAGCUAAAAUCUUACUAAAAACACAAAAUAUAAGAUUCCCUCUACAAUUUGAAAUCGGAAAAUAGUUUCCACUGCAGUUAUGUUGGUUUGUAUAAUGUUUGCAACUGAAGAGCAAAAUAACUGAAUUGAUAGCAUAAGGCGGCAGUUUUUUUUUUUAUAAUGGGAAAGGUUGUGAAACACUCUGCCUAGCUACGUGAUUGAGUGAGACUGUAAUGGAAAUAAAGAGCAUCACGAACAAUUCUUCUCUGACGUAAUGGGACGUGCAACCUUUUAUCAUCUGCGUUCAGGAUUUAUAAAAAAAUUCUUUGAAAUUGUGAAUUUAAUGAACUAAAGAUUAAAAUGUUACUUUCUUCACAACAUAUUCAGAACAACACAAUUUCACUUAUUAUAAGUUGCGAUCUUUGAUUGGAGGAAUUGCAGCAUAUUUCGAAGAUGAAAAUUCCUGAAAUGGGCUCGUAUCUUGAUUCCUUCAACUCUAAGACCAAAAAUAGCUGAAGAAUAAAUGUACCUGAUAUUUAAUUAAGCUCGCUAUCCAAUUUGACAGUGUAAAACAAUUAAUUUAUCGUUUUCAACUUUGAAUCAGACUAGAAUUUAUCCAUUAAUUAAAUUUUUUAAAGAGAGAUCUGCAGAAUCAAGGGAUGGGUGUAUUCAAAGGGGGAAAAAUAGAAUGACCAGGAUAUUGAAUUACUUUAUACAAAACGAAUAACUGAAUCUGCAUCCAAACACCACAAUUAUUAUGCAAUUAUCAAAGAUAUUAGAAUUGCAGAUUUAAAUGGAAUGUGCUGUAGCUAUUAGUCUUUGUUAGUAGGAUCAAAUUAAUUGAAAUCGAGAGAAACUUCAAUCAUACAUCAAAAAUGCAAUCAAAAUGUAAGUAAAAAUUAAUUCCAUGAUUUGGCAUUUUAGCCUGCUUUGUAUUUAUUUCAGUAGCUAAAAGAAAUCAAAAUUAAGAUAUGAAAAAGUGAGAGUCUCAAAAGGAAAUCAAAUUAAACCAUAAAUUAAUCGUUAAGGUUUUUCUAAUUUUCGGUUCUUAUUUAACAGUAUGAUUUAUUUUAUUAUCCUGAAGCAACAUAGGCCAAAUGACUAUUUAGUGUCAGGUUGACAUCACAUCAUAUUACAUGAUUUCAAAAACAAAUUUGAUUAUAAUUAAACUGACAAUUCCCCAUUUUGGAAAUUUAGGGAUAAAACUUAUUUGACAGAGCCUAUUGGAUAUAGCAAUCUAGUACCCUACUUUUGUGUAGCCAUUUGAUCUCAGACUUAAAUAAAUACAAAUGUGCGUGUAAAAUUGAACAUUGUUUUAAGAAACUAAAAGAAUAUGUUCAUAAGAAAGACAUACAUCAUGUUUCUUUAAUUGCCCUACUUUUUGUAAAAACUAUCCCACAGCUGAUUUAUUGUCCAGCUAUUCAGCUGAUAGGUUAAUAAUAAAAAUAAAAUGAGCUGAUAGUCGGUUUUGCUCCAUUCCUGAUAGCAGAUCAAAACCCAUUUGAACCUACUGUUCCAGUAUGGGAACGUUGUUUCUUAUUGAUUUCUGAGAAGAAUCAUGUGACUUUCAUUCUAGUAUUACUGGCCACGUAUCACUCACCUAUGUGAGCAAUAAUGGCAUUUAUUGUUAUCUUAUUCUGAGUAGUACUUUUAAUUUGGAAAUCAACUGAUUUUUUUUAUAUAUGUUCUGGUAAAUUGAUACACUGAACUGUCCUUUUGCAAUUUAUCAAAUACUUAGAAGUCUUUCUUCAGAAGAGUAAUUCAGUAAAAACAACUCAAGACCUUUGAAAGUAAAUAUUGAUCUAUAAGGAAAAUUAGGUUUCUCAUUGCCAGCAUAUUUUCUCUUUGCAAAUUUCAUUGUAUUGGAACAUGUUGCUUUAUGUUAAUUUGUUAUGAUUUAUAUACUUAAUAAUUCUUUUGGUUUUAAAAUGAAUCAAGUUUU
Molecule: messenger RNA, 5883 nt
Organism: Gryllus bimaculatus (two-spotted cricket)
Lineage: Eukaryota; Metazoa; Arthropoda; Insecta; Orthoptera; Gryllidae
Source: the annotation of a GenBank genome assembly